This is a messenger RNA of Microbotryum saponariae, 1271 nucleotides long. Lineage: Eukaryota; Fungi; Basidiomycota; Microbotryomycetes; Microbotryales; Microbotryaceae. The record is from the annotation of a GenBank genome assembly.
AUGGACGCCGUCAAACGAGAUCUGCACACCACGACGGCCCACGUCUCGUCCCUCUUGACCCGUUACAGUCGUUUGGCGCAACAGACGAGCACCCACUAUUCGUCGUCCGGCUUGCUCAACGACGACGUCACCCAGCGCACGACCGAGCUCGAGACCGAGAUGGAGCACUCGUUGGAGACGGUGCGUAUCUUGCUUGGGCUCUCGAGCUGUCGGUGCUGUGUCGGAGCUGAGCUUGGAUCAUCGACUCGCACGUGACCGGCCUACAGUUCACCGCCCAGAUCGAACGCCUUGCCAACCUGUACGCGACAGCGCAUCCACCCCCUUCGGCGACCCAGACCCAUGCUUUGGAACGUCACCGAGAGGUCUUGAUCGAGUACCGGAAGGACUUUGCCCGGACAAAAGUACGCGCCCGCCCUUGCCUGAGGAACACAUAUCGACUUCCGAGCUGAGACCUCCCCCCUCCCCACCCCCCACGCCUCCCAACAGACAAAUUUGAGGGACGCCGAGCAACGAGCGAACCUAUUGGGAUCCGUGCGAGACGAGAUCAGGUCAGCAAACUAAUCGCUCCCGGUCUCGAGGUGCGAUACAAGUCGACUGACCCGUCACACGCCGGCGCGCGCGAUCCAGCGCGUUCAAAACGUCGACCAACUCUUCCGUCACCGAUCGAUUGCUGCAAGAACGAGGGCACAUUGACAACUCGCACCGCAUGGCCGACGAUGCUCUCAAGUGAGUCAAAAUAGCUUCUCAUGACCUUCACCACCUGGCUGGCUCACCGGUCCUUCUUGGGGAAUGGUGUAUCGACUUGCAGUCAAGCGUACGCGACCCGGCAAGAGUUUGCGGCACAACGAUCCGGACUGACGGGCAUUCAGGCUCGCAUGAAUGGAGUAGCAGGUCAGUCUACAAAGUCGCAUCGCUCGUAACUCUCAUCUGACACCUUCCCUCGCUCAGCUCAAGUACCGAUGCUCAACUCGGUCAUUGGGAUGAUCAACUCUCGGAGGAGGCGGGACUCGGUCAUCAUGGGCUCGGUCGUGGGUGUAUGUGUAUUGUUUUUGCUGUGGUACCUUUUUGGGUGAUGCAGGUGUGCUUUGCGUAUGUUCUUCGUGUAUGUAUUUGCAUUUCUUUCGUUCAGCCUGGACUCGAUCGAGCUGUUUCUGGCAGACACUCGGCAAGGCGUGAUUGUGUUGGAGCAGUACAAGCAGGAGUGGUACUACAUCAUGCAAAACUUUGGUUCAUCUAUCACAACGUCCCACCAAAAGCGUGUCGGCUACUAG